Molecule: messenger RNA, 1266 nt
Organism: Daldinia loculata
Lineage: Eukaryota; Fungi; Ascomycota; Sordariomycetes; Xylariales; Hypoxylaceae
Exons: 3
Coding region: 1-1266 (421 amino acids)
Source: RefSeq, a predicted model, not a curated record
AUGUCAUUGCCCAACCACAGGCGCGCACGCCUAUAUAACAAGACAGGUUUCAGUGUCAAGACGUUCAACUGGGACGGUUUACCGCCCGAAAUCCACCUAGAUAUUUUCAAUUUCCUGCUCUCUAUGAAUCAAUACAGCCAUGGUAAGCAUCAUAAAUCCACCUACGCCGCCGUCUGCCUCAGAUGGAACCAAUUUUUUGAGCCGCAGAAUUUCGCUCAACUGAAAAUCAGCCAGUGGGAUCUAGAACUUUUCGAAAAGAUCGUUACUGCAAAGAGAAAAAAAUUACUUAGUACAUUGUGGUUUUGCGUGGAACUUCGCCCAUACGAUUGCCGCUCUUGUCGCUUCAAGGAGACCAACGACGAAGCCACGAUGAAUAGUGCAUUCUUUACAGAUGCUAUGUUCCGCUUCUACGACGUUAUGCCCAAGUGGGGACUUACAGACGGAAAUCAGACUCAUGAAAUAGACCUGACCAUAAUGCUAAGUGCUUGGUCACCAAGCGACCAGGAACAUUACUUUCGAGAUCACCGCUUCGAGAACGAUAGUUUUAGCGUCUACCGUCGGUCUCGUGUAAAUCACAACGAUGUAACCCAUGGGUGGAAGACAGGAUAUCGUAUUCCUCCGAAAAUGGAUGAGGGCUCGUUUCCAAAGCUAGACUUCGUGACAGGUCUCGUCAUUCCCCGGCAGUUCUACCGGCCGAUUCCCAGAUUAGAUCUGAUUUUGCCUAGCUUCCCGAAGCUGAGGUUUUUCCAAUACGAGCCUUGGCGUGCUAUCUCUAUGGAGCUUGAAAAAGUUGCGCGACCUCUGCUAAGUAUAAGUCGUAACUUUGUCGAGCUCGACGUGUCGUUCAUCAUCGAUGCUGAGCAGUUCUUACGCCCUUUCUACCCGAAAUUCAAAGGAAACCCCAUCGAUUUCACAUGGAAAAACUUGCGGGGCUUAACGUUAACUUCGUGGACCCUCAUCAAUCCAUUGAAAGAGCAAGGGCGGCUGGAUGACCUGCUUUGGUGCGCUGCUCGAGCCGUCUUAAGGAUGCCAAGGCUCGAGAAGAUGGAGAUAUGGGCCGGCUCUCAUAAAUUCGUCGGCAUCUUUCGCUAUACUCGGUCGUGUACUGAGGUGUUGAUUGAGAUGGAAGAAACGGAUAAUACCUAUAUACUACCGGAGCGUGUCAUAAGAGCUUGGCAAGUAGUGGCGAAUAAGUAUACCCAAGGACGCCUUCGUACUUCGUACAACAGACCGCCAAAUAUGGUCCAGCGCUAUCAAAACACAUAG